Clonostachys rhizophaga is the source of this 1068-nucleotide messenger RNA. NCBI's taxonomy places the organism in Eukaryota, Fungi, Ascomycota, Sordariomycetes, Hypocreales, Bionectriaceae. The record is from the annotation of a GenBank genome assembly.
AUGAGUAGUGUACGAGAUGCCUACUACCCGAUCGGCAUCACCUUCAUGGUGGUGAACGCCGUCGCCGUCGGGCUGCGUUUUUGGGCUCGAGGGAUAAAGAGCGCGGUUGGAUAUGAUGAUACUGCAAUGGCCGUCUCUUUUGUCGGCUUCGUGAUCUUUGUUGCGUUUGAGCUUGUCGCGAUCGACAAUGGCAUUGGCGCAACUACCAUGGAACCUAGCUUCGACUUGAUCAAAGCAGCAAAGUUCUUCACCAUCGCCCAAAUCGUUUACAUUCUCACGACCGGCAUAUCGAAACUCGGCGUUGCUCUAGUCCUCUAUCGACUCUCAGACAGAUCCGACCUGAAGUAUGUCCGACUAGUACUAAUAAUCUCGAUGGUCAUCGUCACUCUCUGGUGCUUCGCAACUGCCCUCUUGUACGCACUACAAUGCCGCCCGCUAUCGGUAGCUUGGGGUGUAGGAGAGGGGACUUGCAUCUCCUCUACCGUUCUUGGCAAUGCUGGAAUUGCUCUGUCAGCACAGGACGUUGCUGCAAGCUGGCUUUAUGGCUUGUUGCCUGUGUACAUGCUUCGCAAAGCUCAACUACGCAUGAAAGUGAAAAUCACUGUCAUGUUCCUCCUAGGUUUAGGUGCAGUGAGUUCCGUGGCGACUAUUAUUCGACUGAAAUUCGUUGUCGAAAUCACCCGAAUCCAAGCGGAUGGAGGACUUGCUAGUGCUAGUAUCAUCCAAAAGACUCUGGAAGCAACAAUUUACUCUAUUCUAGAAAUCGGCCUGAGUAUUUUGGCUGCAGCACUCACUGCGCUCCGACCUCUGUUGAAGAAGGUGCCCUGUUUUAGCGACAUCAGCAGCGGCGGUUAUUCUGGUUCAAAAGCGUUGGUGUCUUCACGGUCGGGAAAUCGAGAUCACAUCAAGGGACCUCCCAUCAGGCUUGACGAUAUACAUACAUCUGCAGGAGACAGCGAGGAGAACAUCGUUGCUCCUAGAAGGGUCAUGGGUAUCAAGAAGGACCAGAGAAUCGAAGUCGGGUACGAGCCUCGAGAUCCUAGCAAGGUGCAAAGACAACAAUGGUAG